Messenger RNA from Penicillium salamii, 537 nucleotides. NCBI's taxonomy places the organism in Eukaryota, Fungi, Ascomycota, Eurotiomycetes, Eurotiales, Aspergillaceae. The record is from the annotation of a GenBank genome assembly.
AUGUAUGGAGUACGGAGUAUGUGGCCGUUGAACGCAGUCCGGAGUAGACCUAGCUUAAAGCACAGACCAACGCUAAAGUCUCCCCUCGGAGUCUCUUGGAAUCUCCGCUCAUCUGUCCACUUCUCCCCCAAUCAUCCCAAAAUGCGUCUCACCUCCAUCCUCGUUGCCACCCUUGGCUCCCUCGCCGCCGCCGCCGACCUCGGCAUCGAAGUCACCAAGUCGGUCGAGUGCGACCGCAAGACUGUCAAGGGCGACGGUGUCUCCAUGCACUACCGCGGCACCCUGCAGUCCGACGGCUCCGAGUUCGACUCCAGCUACAAGCGCCAUGCUCCCUUGACUUUCAAACUUGGAACCGGCCGUGUCAUCAAGGGAUGGGACCAGGGUUUGCUGGACAUGUGCAUUGGCGAAAAGCGCACUUUGACCAUUCCCCCCGAGUUCGGCUACGGUAACCGUGGUGUUGGUCCUAUCCCCGGUGGCGCGACAUUGGUUUUCGAGACCGAGCUGGUUGCUAUCGAGGGAGUGAAGGAUGAGCUUUGA